GGCCUCUUCUCUUUGUUCCCCACUCUCUGCCUAUUGCUAGGCUUUUCAGGAGGGUUUUCUUCCAUCUGGAAAGUGUAAUACCUCUGUUGCUUCUCUGACCUAUAAAGGCACCGGCUUUGGAUUGAAGCUGACUUGACAAGAGGCCACAUCUGGAACAUAUCUGUCAAUUUGGGGCGUGGGAAAGAGAGAGUCCGAUUUCAGCUGUUUGUGGGGGCUCCUAGAUUGGAGGGGUCCACACGGGAAUGCUGUUGCAUCUCCGAAUAGAGGAGGUGGGGGUUGCCUUGCAGGAGUGUGGAUAAAGUUGAAGAAGAAGAUUGCUGUAUUCUCACUUUCCCAUCUCCCUUUCAUGGGACUUCCAAGCCAGCCGACCCAGCUCUGUUACUCCUGGGAGGCUGUUGACUAUCAGAAUGAGUGGGGAUGUCCUCUAGCCACUCUUGACCCUGUGCAGUGCGGCAGGGGAGUUCCCAUUUGAGGGAGCCAAAAGUCCAACAGAACAGGCAUGGGCAUGCAAAAGCUGGUGGCAGUGGCUGUGGUCGUGGCUUUGGUUUCACUCGUUCUCAACAACGUGGCUGCCUUCACACCCAACUGGGUGUACCAAACGUUGGAAGAGGGGCGCAAGCGCAGCGUGGGGCUGUGGAAGAUGUGCUUCACAAGCAAAGGUGUGCUGGGUGGCAAUAAUCGCUUAGGUCAAGGGGACGAGAGGGAGUGCCAUUCACUUGGCUGGGGGUCAGAGCCAUCUGGCUUACAGGAAUCUCGCAACACAGUCAAGUUGCAAUUUGACAUGAUGAGGGCCUGUAACUUGAUUGCCACUGUUGCCCUGACUGCCGGUCAACUCAUCUUCCUGAUGGGACUUAUUGAGCUGCCCAUAGUUUCUCAGGAUUCCGAGUGGUGGGAAGAAGCCAUAGCUGCCGUAUUCCAGCUGGCUAGUUUUGUACUUGUCAUUGGGCUGGUGACAUUUUAUCGCAUUGGACCCUACACCCACUUGUCCUGGUCCUGCUAUCUUGACAUUGUUGCCUGCCUUUUGGCUACCUUGGCAGCUGCUAUCCUCAUUUGGAACAUUCUCCAUCGCCGAGAAGACUGCAUGGCUCCUCGUGUCAUUGUCAUCAGUCGAACCCUUACUGCGCGCUUCCGUAGAGGCCUUGACAAUGACUAUGUGGAGUCGCCAUGCUGAUGGCGGCACAGAAAUCACAAAGGCAAUUUAAAAUGAUAAGAAUUCAAUAUUGCUCUGCCAAAUAAUCAGCAAGGCAAAAAAAGAGAGAAAGAAAGAGUCCACAGGGCAAGGAAACAGAUCACAAGUCCAUAAUUAUUCAACGCACAUCUAUGUAUUAAGCCAUUCAUUAUUGUGCACAAGAAAAUAAUAAAAGCGAAUAUUUAACUUACUCUUGAUGGAAAACUAUGCCAAACCGAGUCUCUAAGGGACGUUUGUACAAAGAGCUGACUUGAGGGAUUCAAGCAAAAAUAGAAGAAUAACAGGUGAAGAUAUCUGCAUUACUUCUGCCUAUUGUGAGAUGAUGAUGAAUAUCUCUGCACCUUCUCAGUUCAUAUUUGGUACCAGCAGAUGUCAGAAUGCAUAGUCCUCAGUGGAAUAUCUGGCCUUAUGGGGCCCAUUUACCUUGUCCCGGAAGAGAAGUUGCAUGGUAUCAGGAAAUAUAAAGCCACCGGAUUGCUUUGAGGUUGCUCCGGCCCGUCAUACAAGGAGCUACUUUCCAAGACUACAAGUUUAGUACCAUUUAUAACAUGCCUUGUAGAUAGGCAAUAACAACUGGGUUGCAAGAACAGUCUGGAAAAAUACAGAAUCCAUUGUUUCUAAGCAGCCUAAUUCAAUAUAUUACAGCUUAUGCCGGUAAAUAAGCUCUAAAAUGGUUUGAUGAUGGAAGGUGACUAAAAUCUGUUUUGCUAGGUCACUUAGAUUUCAUGUGAGUAACACUCAGAUACCCUCCACCAAUCAUCUAUUGUACAGGAAUACCUAAUAAAAUCAUAUUUUAAUUUUUUGUAUUAUUUAUCACACGGUUUUGUAAAGUGUAAAUGAAUAAAUAAGUAAAAUAUAUAUGUAUAUCAAACCUA
Messenger RNA from Xenopus tropicalis (tropical clawed frog), 2064 nucleotides. RefSeq names its product transmembrane protein 204 (gene tmem204). The record is from RefSeq and is marked provisional. Gene Ontology annotation, cellular component: adherens junction; plasma membrane. NCBI's taxonomy places the organism in Eukaryota, Metazoa, Chordata, Amphibia, Anura, Pipidae.